AUGAAGCCUGUUACUCUUAUCGUCUCUGCCCUGGCCACUCUGGCCACCGCUGCCCCGACUGCCACUACUGAGGUCGACAAGCGUUCCUUCGCCUUUGAUAUCAACCAGUUCAAUAACUUCAACAACUUCAAGCAGGUCAACCUGAACUACCUGCUCAACAUCAACGCCCUGCAGCUCGGGCUCUUGGGCAACCUGGCCGAUAUCAACAACUUCAACAUCCUGCAGUUCCAGGGUCUGUUCCAGUCUCAGGUCUUUGACAUCCAGGCCCUUCUCCAGCUUCAAUCGCUGCACACCCUUCUGCAAUUCCACCAGCUCGGUGUCCUCAGCGGCUUCGAUCUCGGCGCUGUCAACCUGCAGUUCCUCAACCUCGGCCUCCUCAACAACGUUGGUGUGCUCGACCUCCAGCAGUUCAUCGCUCCCAACGUUGUCACCCAGGUCCAGUCGGUAGCAUCCCAAGACAUCCAUACAUCCGCUCUCUCGGCAAAACGUGUGUAUUCACACGAGACCCCAGCCCCGGUCUCCUUUGACCCCAACCUCGUUGCUUCGAACCCCGGUGUCGACACGUCGAACAACGCCGCUGGAAACAGCGGCGACACUUCGAAUGUCGUCACCGCGGCCGAACAGGAGGCCCAGGAGGGGCGCGUCUCCCUCGACUAG
This is a messenger RNA of Canariomyces notabilis, 657 nucleotides long. RefSeq lists its product as uncharacterized. NCBI's taxonomy places the organism in Eukaryota, Fungi, Ascomycota, Sordariomycetes, Sordariales, Chaetomiaceae. The transcript is spliced from 2 exons. Bases 1 to 657 code for a protein of 218 amino acids. The record is from RefSeq and is a predicted model, not a curated record.